Messenger RNA from Clarias gariepinus (North African catfish), 1608 nucleotides. RefSeq names its product hyaluronidase-1-like. Gene Ontology annotation, molecular function: hyalurononglucosaminidase activity. The record is from RefSeq and is a predicted model, not a curated record. The transcript has 3 exons. Bases 243 to 1517 code for a protein of 424 amino acids. Lineage: Eukaryota; Metazoa; Chordata; Actinopteri; Siluriformes; Clariidae. Gene Ontology annotation, cellular component: acrosomal vesicle. Gene Ontology annotation, biological process: carbohydrate metabolic process; hyaluronan catabolic process.
ACAGCAACAAUGCUAACCAAUACCCAACCGUGCAUAUGGACAGCAUCAAUGUCUGCUAUGCCACUAAACCGACAUUCGGUAGUUAUAAAUAAAGUUUUGACUUUAACUUGGUUUUCUUUGAGUUUCUUAAACACCUAAAAUCUGUGACGUGUAUUUUGUUAACUUAGGUCACAUACUUGUAUUAAAUAUUUUUAAACAUGACAUGUUGAUUGCAUUGUGUCUGUUCUACAGGAGGAGCAAUCAUGUUUUGCAGGUCCUCUCUGCUGCUCUCCCACUUCCUCCCCCUGACUUUCCUGGUUCUCACUGGCACCGUUUCAGAAAGUGACCCUGUCAUUAGGAAACAGGGGUUCUCUGUGGUGUGGAACAUGCCUACCUCAAAAUGCCAGAAAGUGUUCGGUGUUUCACUGCCCCUGCACCAGCAUGGCAUCAUACAUAAUGCAAAUGAAAGAUUCAGGGGUGAGAACAUAAGUCUCUUUUAUGAAAGGAAACUUGGUUUGUAUCCCUUCAUCACUCGCGAUGGCUCCAGUGUGAAUGGUGGGAUUCCUCAGAAGGGCGAUCUUGGCCAUCACCUCAAACUGUCACAGAAACAGAUCCAGUCACUAUUGCUGAGGAGUUUCAGCGGGUUGGCUGUGGUGGACUGGGAGAAGUGGCAACCUCUCUGGAUCCGCAACUACGGAGUCCGUCAGGUUUACAAAUAUCUAUCUAAGCAACUGGUGAGAGAGAAACAUCCAGAUAUUUCUAAGGAGGAAGUAAAAAGACUGGCCACGGCUGAGUUUGAGAAGGCAGCACAGUUGUUUAUGGAAAAAACGCUGCGACUCGGAGUUAAGGCUCAUCCCAAGGGAUUGUGGGGAUUUUAUGGAUACCCUGGCUGCUAUAAUGACCGCGGGUCAAAAAGCAGUGAGUAUACUGGGCAGUGCAAACCUGGAACAGAGGCAUUAAAUGACAAACUGGCAUUUUUAUGGCAGCAGUCCACUGCACUCUAUCCAAGUGUGUAUGUGCGCCGUGGGCUUGCAGGACACCCAAACACAAGGCUUAUGGUUAGACACCGUGUACUCGAGGCAUUCCGAGUGGCAUCAAAGCAUGGACAUGGUGCUGCCCGACUUCCUGUUCUACCUUACGCUAGAGUGGCCUUUAUAAAAACUCUGCACUUUUUAAACCAGACUGAUCUGGAGAACACACUUGGUGAGAUUGCUUCAUUAGGUGCUGCUGGUGUGGUGCUGUGGGGUGAAAUAGGUUUUGCCAAGUCUGAGCACCAGUGUGUUCUUCUCCGAAACUACAUACGCUCGGUUUUGGGUGUGUACAUAGACGCUCUGCAUCGGGGUGUGGCACAUUGCAGCCAGACUGUGUGCAGUGGUCAUGGUCGCUGUGUGAGGCGCGACCCUCAUUCCGGCCACAUGAUCGCCCAGCUCCAAACGAGGACCGAUCUCGUCCAUGACAUGAAGUCUAACUUCAGAUGCUUGUGCUAUGAGGGAUGGAGCGGAGAGCAGUGUGAGGAGAACGUCAUGAAUGUGAAGUGAAGCCAGCGCUAACUCCACGUUUCAAAUCCUGUUUUAAAGUUUACAUUUUAAUACAGAUUCUAAAAUGUGCAUAGUUUUUGCUUCUCAAUAA